This is a messenger RNA of Amoebophrya sp. A120, 4897 nucleotides long. Lineage: Eukaryota; Dinophyceae; Syndiniales; Amoebophryaceae. The record is from the annotation of a GenBank genome assembly.
CCCUGCUCUUUCCACGCCCACUUGCUAGCAGUACAGAACAACUUUUAAGUACGUGUCUUGAAUUAUCGCAGCUGUAUAUUUUUAUUAUUCGAAUAAAUUCGAAUCAUUUAUCUUUUCAACACCAACAGCACCAACUUUUUACCUUUUCCCAAGGUUCGUGUAGGUGUAGCCAUCCUCCAGCAAAAAAUCUUUUCUAUAGGGUCCAAGCCACAAGUAGUUGUUUGCUUUGCUUGUCUUUUUAUUGAAGUAGCGCUAGCCGCGUGAGGAGAAACAGAAAGCAAAAAAACUUUCAAAAACUUUCAAGAGGUUCCACGUGAGUGACCAUCCAAAACAAGCAAACAACUAUCGCAGUAGCCCAAGUUUAGCACAAAUCACGGCCACGUACAUUGCGAUACGCAACAAGUUCUCAGCCUCAGCUUCGGUAUAGAAAACAAAGCAAAAACAACAAAACCAUCUUCUUACACACGUUGGACCUAGCUUCCAUUUAGUUGCUGUUUAUAUUCCUGAAAAAAAUGAUGUCGCCCGUUUCUACUUUGACUCCACCAGACAGCAGGAGGAACAAGAGUUCCUCGAUCUCGAUCUUUUUCUUCAUCCGCGUGUGUGUUUGUCUCUCCUCCUGCUUCUCGACAAUCUUGUGUCAUGCGACGCGGAGUCGAAGUGCGGCGCUCAAGGAACUGAACAUGCCAGCGUGGAACAAGUUUGCCCAAGAGAGCGAUCCUGGGCUCCAAGCAAGAAUUUUUUCGGAUGCGGGCCUCGGACGUGGCGGAUUCUUGCAGAGCAACGCGCUGCGGAAAGCGAAGGAAUAGAUACUUCGCUGCCAACCAUGCGGAGAGAUUCCCAGCCAUGGAAACGGGCAUCGCUGCGGCGUUGGGCCGACUGUCAGACACGAGCCCGGUGGCUUCUUUCAGAGAUGGGACGCUGUUUUCUGAGCCGGGCCAGGUUGAUAGUGCCAAAGAAUUCGCGGGCUUCGUUUGGGAUACGCUUGUACGUCAGAACGGACGCUUUCGGAGGCUCUUGCUCGACCUGGGUCCGCGCCACACGCAGGCUCCACAAACCGGAAAUGAAGAGUCCGUACUCGCAGAUUUCGAAGAGCUCACUGCGGACAAACUAGACUCAAAUAGCAUGCUUCUGGGGGUGGAGUUGGAGAAACGUCUCGUGGGUCGGCCUGGCGAAAGACUUCCGCUGCCGUUCGAUUUUUUUUCUGCCAAGGGCACGGACCGUUUCGUUGCUGACCGACUUGUUUCUUACCCGCCCACCUGUAUGCACGGGAUUUCGUUGUAACUUGUUGGUUUUCACCUCGAGUGGUUGCAAGAGUUCGAGCAGAUGAGUGGCUACAUUGUCUCUCCAGUUUCCUGUGUCAUGAUAUUUUGUAUUGCUAUUAUUUCGCGAGACCGGCGAGGACGCUUGUGCAGCUUCUGGCGCUGUGUAUUGAGUACAAGAAAGAAACCCGGUCGACCAAAUCCAUGGCGGGCUCUCUGAACCUUCAGAGCCAGAGGAUGUCCUCUCUGCAGCGUGUUCAGAAGGUUUUUGAUCCAAAAAACCUUUUGAAGGUUUGGCAGGUGGUGCUCACUUUUUGACCUUCUUAAAGUUUUGAACCUUCUGAAGGUCGGACUUUCAAAACCUUCUGAAGAUUGAAAAUCAAAAAUGACACUUUUGAUCAAAAAAGAAGGUCCUCUGAAGAUUGCGAUUUCUGAUCAAACCUUCUGAAGGUUGCUUCCGAUCAAACCUUCUGAAGGUCUUCUGAAGGUUGCGACUGCCAAAUAUUGCUACUUUUGUAGCAGAGGCAGUGCCUCCAUCAAAUAUUGCAUUUUUGAAGGCCUUUACAACAGGUCAAGAAACCUUCUAAAGGUCUUCUGAAGGUUGCGCCAAGCCACGACGUACCAGCAUGGCCAAAAGAGGCCACCUUUUGGCUGCUUCUGGCCAAUUCCGGACAAACGAAAAAUAGCCACUUCUGUGACGAAAAAGCCGCUUUCUUGAAUUCUAGGUCUAAAAUAAAGCCAGAAGCUGUUCGUUUUUGGACAGCAAAAGCCGGACUUUUGGCUUUUGUUUUUAGCCGGUCUGUUGGCUUUUUGUUUUUCUGUUUUUAGCUCCUCCGAGAGCAGCCAAAGGCAACAACCUCACUAGGGAGAAAUAAAAGCCGAGCUUGGAGAUUCUACCUUUAGGUCAAGUGGACAGCUUGACUCUGAUCUUCACGUCUCACUUAAGACCUCCUCUGAAGAGUAUUCGCAUUUACCCCCACGCGGCGCGCGCCGCGUGGAUUGGUUCAAGCAAACCCUGUCGACCAAGUCCUAAGUACAAGAAACAAACCCUGUCGACCAAGUCCAUGGCGGGCUCUCGCCACCUUUUCUUUCCGUUGUUUAAGUUAGUACUUAAGUGCGGCAUUUGCUAGAUGUGGUGAUGAAGCCACGCAAAGCCUUUUUUUUUUGGAAUGCGACCAUCAGCUGCAGCACCACUUCGCAAGAAAAUCAACAAAGACUUCCUCUGCAUAGAAUGGAACAUUCUCAAGCUCACGAUGAGCAGUGUGCAGACAGUACCGUGGCUCCGCAGUAGUGUCCCUAGACUGCCGAGAGUUUCGCUUAAGUUUCUGUUGCUGCACAAUUCCGAGGAUCGGAGUCUGUGUGUGCUUAGCACGGAAAUCACUGUCCUCCAUCGUUUCCCUGACUAUGAGAUUGCACAACUCCCGCCCCCACUCAUUUGUAUUGCAUGGACCGCAAGACAAGCUGCUUGUCUUGCUGUUCAUGCAGCGGAGUUGGUAUUGCUAUUGCUUAGCAAUAGCAAUACCAACUCCGCUGCAGCUGCAGCAGCUUGAUUUGCAUAUCAGAUUAUACACAUAUAGAGUGUCUCAUCCAUAUGUCGUGGGGCCGCGAUCAUGUGCUCUUUUUAGUUUCCUUCGGGCUCCCGAAACUUGUCAUGCGAACGUUGUCAAAUGACAAACGGAAACGGCACUAUUUUUUGCGCUUGGCAUGACAAAUGAGGUGACGAGGGGAGAGUUGUGCACCCUCAUAUGGGGCAGGGCAACUACACUUCGUGGAGGCACUACACAGGUCGAUUGAAUUUGGCAGCAAAAGUCGAUAUCAUGGGAAAAAAUCCCCACUCGCCAGGUUGAAAAUCCACAAAAAACGAGAUUUGUGAUGCUUAUUCGUGUAAGUGUAUGCAAAGUCUCUUGCAUAUUGGGCAAGCAAGAGCGACACGAAGCAGUGGCGGUGCACAACCAAUCUGUAUAUGCGUCUUAACCUAGUACAGCACUAGCACUAGAACUAGAAGCGUCUAUCAUGCUGAAGGGCAAGGGCUGCUGGCGUUCUAGAAGCCUGAGCAGCCCUAGAAAAUAAAACGCGCCUUCAGUGGUCCCUUGAUGGAAGAGAGAGCUGAGGACUUGAACUUGUGUACUUAAAUAAACAUACAAACGGUCGCACGUCACAAAUCCUCUUUUGAGUAUGGGGAGGGGGAAUUUUGUCUUGCAAUAGUCGAUGUGACAGACUCCUAUGCGGGCGAGGUUUUCCAGCGCGGGAGGAUCGAAUUUGAGGACAAAAGUUUUUCCUUCUUGAGCUCACCCGACAUAAGCUUCACUCCGCCAAGCUUCACUCCGCCAAGCUUCACUCCGCCAAUCCGGGACAUAAGCUUCACUCCGCCAACGAGACCGAGCGUACUAGAUCCGCGGAGACGAUAUGAUUAUUGAAAUCUGCCCGGCGUUCAGCCUUAGACAGUCCUUAUAUCGAGGACUGCCGUUCGCGUUUUUUUUCUGCCCUUGAAUCUCAUUAGGUGCCGGAUUGAGAUUUGCUCACUUUCAAAAGACGCUGCGGGGACGAGAUAACGGAGACGCUAAGGCGGAGACGGGACAACGCAGAAUUUAGCGAGUGAGCGAAAUCGAAAAAAUUCUAAGUCACACUAACUGCUUUGCAAGGCACUUCGUCUUCUUUCUGUAUGAUUCAUGACAAAUUUUAUAAAUAUUCCAAGAUUUUUUUCCAAAAGUAGUUGAAAGUAGUACUCCUAUGUGCACGAGAUGCAAUUCCAGGAACCACUGCAAAAUUAUUGGCUGCACGGCUACAUAUUCAUAUUGAAACUUAUGAUCUUGUUUGAUUACGGAGCCCGCAGGAUCAGGAUCAAUGCGAAUGCUAAUGUUCAAUGCUUACGAAGAUAUAGUGGUGGCUACAAUGGUAAUGGUUACGGAGGGUGCGAGACAGGAUACAACACCCCAGCAUUCACGACCAUGUCGGGCUGCGCCGCGCCGCACACUACUGCAAAGGGUCGGCCACAAAUCAGUUGAGGCGUAUGACUUUUAGAAGGAAGCUCGAAAAAGAAGGAGCUUUUACCUACAACCAGGCAAAACGGGGGCGUUCGCUUUGGUGUUGAGCAUCGAGAGUAGUUUGAAAGAAUGAAGUGCCGUGUGUAGUUUAUUCACGUGAGUAAGUACUCCUGCAGGCUGCAGCUCAUAGUGAAAUUACUCGAUCGCUUGCAACACUAAAUAAUGUUGACCGUAUCUUUAAGAAAAAGAAGAAGAAGCAGAGGAGCGAGUACCUCCUUUAGAAGUAGUAUUGUUGUACAGCAACCUCAUCUUAUUUGUUUCUAUUUGAUGGAACUAUGUAGCAUCGACAACGUCCUCCCCAAUUCAUUUAUUGCACACACAGCACCACCAGAGCACCAUAGCACGAUACCGAGAUCGACAAAGGUACUCUAGACUCCAGAUUGGAGAACUAGCCCGCAGCCGCCCGUCGGUAGAAAUCAUUUUUCUGUAGUGUCGUGUUUGUGCUCCUCAGAUCGGAAUUACAAGCAGCAGCAUCUUCCUUCACGAGAAGGCAGAAUGCACGAUGCAGGCAGUCGCAAGCCCGCAGCUGGCGGCCGACAGCAUCGAAAAACCGUGGGAUAAAUCAAUUUCUUUUGCGACGCUCCCCGGAGCGAU